AUGGCCAACAUUCUUCAGAAACCUAAAUCCCAAACAACAGUUUUCUUGGACCAACCACCCAGCUGCCUCGAAUUCUGUCCAGAGCUCAGUGACCACUUUGUGGUGGGCACUUACCUCCUGUCCGAGACAAAGAAUGAAAGUGGAGAAGUGCAGCAAACCAAGACCGGGAGUGUGCAACUAUGGAAAUUAGACCCGAGCACAAGUGAGCUAUGCUUGGUACAGAGGCUAGCUCUGCCCUAUGCAGUCUUUGAUCUGCACUUCAAUCCAAGGGAGAGGAACAAAUUUGCCAUUGCAACCAGUACUGGUCUUGUGGUGCUUUUUAAUGUCUCUGAUGAUUCAAAUAACCCCACAAUCAACCAAAUUUGGACAAAACAGGUCCAUGAGGAUGAUUCCAUCCCAGCCCUGUUCCUCGCAUGGGCCCCUGAGAGCUGGUUCCCUCGACCUGCAUCUGAUGGCUUUGCUGUGACCUUCUCAGAUAGUCGAACAGCUGUGUUUGGAACAGAUAAAGAUAUUUCAGAUGUGGACGAGAUCACGGAAUGGGGCUCCUUCGUAGCACGUGAAAUGAUCGAGGUAUGGUUUGUGGCUUUGGCCACAAUGAAACAACUUCCUGCUGAUGAGGGGACAUCGUCAAAUGAUAUUAUCCCUUACAUGUUUACUGGCAAUGACUUUGGGUCACUGCAUACACGUCGCUUCGAGACUCACGGCGAACGAUCAAAUGAGACCGAAGAAUCACUCGCAUCACUACUCCUUAAUCAUGAUGAUAGGGCGCGCCACCACACAGCUGGUGUAACCUCCAUUCUACCUCUUGCAGUUCCCAUGGUGGAUGACGCGCCAAUCCUGUUGACAGGAAGCUAUGAUGAAGGGCUGCGGGUAUACCAUGCCACACGACGAGGAGAUGUCCUCGCUGAACAGGGUUUAGGAGGUGGUGUCUGGCGGUUGCAGUUGCUUUCCACAACGGAGAUCGCCAAGUCUAGCGAGACAGGUCAGGGCUUGGAGCGACGCUUUUUGGUUCUGGCGAGUUGCAUGCACGCUGGGACAAGAGUUGUGCGGGUUACUCAAACAGAGCAGGAUCAGGGUCCAUCAUGGGAUAUUGAGAUUCUGGCCGAGUUUACAGAGCAUGAGAGCAUGAACUACGCAAGUGAUGUAUGGAAGGGCGCGAAGUCGGAACAUUCGGAUGCAUUCCCAGAAUCGUCCGAGUUACUCUGUGUGUCGAGUAGUUUCUAUGACCGCCGCCUUUGUGUCUGGCGAACCCAGGUUUAA
Messenger RNA from Penicillium malachiteum, 1260 nucleotides. RefSeq lists its product as uncharacterized. Lineage: Eukaryota; Fungi; Ascomycota; Eurotiomycetes; Eurotiales; Aspergillaceae. Bases 1 to 1260 code for a protein of 419 amino acids. The record is from RefSeq and is a predicted model, not a curated record. The transcript has 2 exons. Gene Ontology annotation, molecular function: protein binding.